CUGAUUUCCUGAACCCUUAAUUCCGACAAAAUUUGUACACUUACAAAAAGCUACAUUAAGAUGUCUAAAGGAACGCAGAGGUAUAUAAGUUUGGCAGGAUCCAUGAUGCGGAGUUUUCACACCGCGCGCUUUCCACGAUGUGAUAAAACACAAAUGUCGAAUUUCGACAAGGGUAUACCAUUGCCCUACAAGAAGUUAAGGGAGACCUUAAAUUGUGUCAAGACUAAACUUACUGGACCAUUGACUUUGUCUGAGAAGGUUUUAUACUCACAUUUGGAUGAACCGGAUACCCAGGAAAUCGAAAGAGGCAAAUCCUACCUACGAUUGCGACCAGAUCGUGUUGCUCUGCAGGAUGCCACUGCUCAGAUGACAUUGUUGCAGUUCAUUUCGUCGGGCUUGAAGAAGGUAGCUGUUCCGUCCACAGUGCAUUGUGAUCAUUUGAUCGAAGCUCAAAUAAGUGGCGAUAAGGAUUUGGCAAGAGCCAAGGAUCUCAACAAGGAGGUGUAUGAUUUCCUAUCCUCUGCGUGUGCGAAAUAUGAUUUGGGUUUCUGGAAGCCAGGCAGUGGCAUCAUCCAUCAGAUUAUUUUGGAGAAUUAUGCUUUUCCGGGUCUGUUGAUGAUCGGUACUGAUUCUCAUACCCCCAAUGGCGGUGGUUUGGGUUGCCUUUGCGUUGGUGUCGGUGGUGCUGAUGCCGUAGAUGUGAUGGCAAAUAUUCCCUGGGAACUGAAGUGCCCAACUGUGAUUGGCUGUCAUCUCACCGGGAAGAUCAGUGGCUGGACAUCGCCCAAGGAUGUGAUUCUAAAGGUGGCCGAGAUCCUGACCGUCAAAGGAGGAACAGGUGCCAUUGUGGAGUAUUAUGGACCAGGUGUCGAAUCCAUUUCCUGCACCGGUAUGGCAACCAUAACUAACAUGGGAGCUGAAAUCGGUGCAACUACAUCCAUUUUUCCCUUUAACGAACGAAUGAUCAGCUAUUUGUGUGCCACGGGUAGAGGUGCAAUCGCAGAGGCGGCAAAGAAAAAUAAAGAUAUGCUUGUGCCAGACGAGGGCUGCAAGUACGACAAGGUUAUCGAGAUCAAUUUGGAUACCCUGGAACCCCUAGUGAAUGGGCCAUUUACACCGGAUUUGGCUCACCCAAUUAGCAAACUGGGCGAAAACUCGGAAAAGAAUGGCUAUCCGAUGGAUAUUAAAGUGAGUCUGAUUGGUUCCUGCACGAAUUCUUCGUACGAAGACAUGGGCCGAUGUGCCAGCAUUGCCGAGGAUGCUUUGAGCCACGGCCUUAAAUCUUGUGUUCCCUUUAACGUUACACCGGGAUCGGAACAAGUUCGGGCCACCAUUGCCAGGGAUGGAAUUAUAAAAAUUCUUGAAAAUUUCGGUGGAACGGUGCUGGCGAAUGCCUGUGGUCCCUGCAUUGGCCAAUGGGAUCGCAAGGAUGUGAAGAUGGGCGAAAAGAACACUAUUGUUACAUCUUAUAAUCGUAACUUCACCGGUCGUAAUGAUGCCAAUCCGGCUACACAUUGUUUUGUUACCAGUCCAGAAAUGGCCACGGCUUUGGCCAUCGCAGGACGUUUAGAUUUUAAUCCCUUAACGGAUGAACUUCAGGGUAAGGAUGGUAAAAUGUUUAAACUAAAGGAACCGCACGGCGAGGAAUUACCUGCCAAGGGCUUUGAUCCCGGUGAGGACACCUAUCAGGCUCCACCAGAGAAAGGUGAUGAUGUCAAGGUAAAUGUAGAUCCCAAAUCGGAUCGACUACAAAUCCUCGCUCCUUUUGAGAAAUGGGAUGGCAAGGACUACAUUGAUUUGCUGGUUUUGAUCAAAAUCAAGGGCAAGUGCACUACGGAUCAUAUCAGUGCCGCUGGACCAUGGCUGAAGUAUCGGGGUCACUUGGAUAAUAUAUCUAAUAAUAUGUUUAUCGGAGCCACCAAUGCUGAGAAUAACGAGAUGAACAAGGUGAAGAACCAGAAAUCCGGAAAGUUUGAUGCUGUUCCAGCGGUAGCCCGGGAUUAUAAGGCUAACAAACUAAGGUGGUGCGCUGUGGGUGAGGAAAACUACGGUGAGGGAUCCUCGAGGGAACACGCCGCUCUGGAACCUCGUCACUUAGGUGGUGUGGCCAUUAUUGUGAAAUCAUUUGCCCGAAUCCACGAGACUAAUCUCAAGAAACAAGGCAUGCUCGCUCUGACCUUUGCCAAUCCCGGUGACUAUGAUAAAAUCCAGCCAUCAAGCAAGAUCUCGCUGCUUAAUCUCAAGGAUUUGGCACCAGGAAAGCCAGUAGAAGCUGAGAUCAAGAACAAUGGUGGCGCCGACAAGAUCCAACUGAACCACACCCUUAACGAGCAGCAGAUACUGUGGUUCAAAGCUGGCAGUGCCUUGAAUCUGAUGAAAGAACUGGCCACCAAAGGUGGCGAAAAGAAGUAAUUUCCAACUUUCUGGCAGAGAAUAUUUUCAGUUUUACACUUGGUAUUAAUUAAACAAAAUUAAAAAGUUGUUUUCACUUGUAAAAACAUGAAAAAUAAAUACUUCAUGAUUCGAGUGCCUAGCAAUGGGUAUUGGUUUUAUUUUUCAGAGUUUAAUAUUAGUUUCUUAUGAUGGAAUGUUACUC
This is a messenger RNA of Drosophila eugracilis, 2596 nucleotides long. RefSeq names its product probable aconitate hydratase, mitochondrial (gene mAcon2). NCBI's taxonomy places the organism in Eukaryota, Metazoa, Arthropoda, Insecta, Diptera, Drosophilidae. The coding region runs from base 61 to 2412 and encodes 783 amino acids. Gene Ontology annotation, cellular component: cytosol; mitochondrion. The record is from RefSeq and is a predicted model, not a curated record. Gene Ontology annotation, molecular function: 4 iron, 4 sulfur cluster binding; aconitate hydratase activity. The transcript has a single exon. Gene Ontology annotation, biological process: tricarboxylic acid cycle.